Molecule: messenger RNA, 1241 nt
Organism: Momordica charantia (bitter melon)
Lineage: Eukaryota; Viridiplantae; Streptophyta; Magnoliopsida; Cucurbitales; Cucurbitaceae
Source: RefSeq, a predicted model, not a curated record
UGUGGUGUAUAGGAUAAUAGGAGCCAGCCAGCAAUACAGGUUACUGGUGAAGGCGAGCGAGGCAAAGCAAAAAUGUUGCCUCUGAGCCAAGCUCCGGCCGGAGUUCUACCGGCGAGAAGAUUCUCCCUCUCCACUCCUCCCGCUCUCAAAUUCUCUAACCCUAAUCCUUUCCGCCGCUCUAAAUUUAUUCCCAGAAGAAAUCCUGCGAAACCCCUAAACAUCAGUCUCUCCAAAGCCGAAGGAAGCGUCGAUUCGACCAAACAGGCUCUCUCCACAUCCCCAACCCCGCCUCCUUUUCCCACUGACCAAACUGUUUUCGUCGGCGAUGAGAAUGUUCCGUUGGAAGGUGUAAUUCAAUUUGACAAACCCGAUACGUCUUCUCGUUUGAGCAAAUGGGGCCGUGUGGCUCUGCUCGCUGGUGGAGAUGUAUUGGCCUUGCUUUUGUUCUCCUCCAUAGGAAGAUUCAGUCAUGGUUUCCCUGUUUUCGAUUUCGAGACGUUGCGCACUGCUGACCCUUUUAUUGCUGGUUGGUUUCUGAGUGCUUACUUUCUCGGAGGUUAUGGAGAGGAUGGACGGGGUAUAAAUGGUUAUUCCAAAGCUGUUAUUGCAACUUCUAAAUCAUGGGCUUUGGGGAUUCCACUAGGUCUAAUAAUACGUGCAGCAACAUCUGGUCAUCUUCCGCCGUAUAACUUCAUAGGAGUAACAAUGGGAAGCACGGCUGUCUUGCUCAUCGGAUGGAGAGCAAUACUGUAUAAAGUUUUCCCAGCCAAUGCCAGCAAGAAGAACGAUGUAUAUCAGCGUGGCAACCCAUUUGAAUUAUUUGAGCUGUUGACAUCAUUGGUAAGAAGGUGGUGAUGAUGGAUAAACAUCCUCCAUUUGCCUUGUAUCAUUUGCUUCUUUAAAGGGACCUUAUAAACUAACUGGUAAGAGUCCUAAAUUAGAUACUUAUAAACUAAAUGUGUAUUUCUCUGAUCCAAGUUUUGUUGAUUUAUGUAAUCCUGUGAAUUAAUUGGUUCCUGCAAGGCAAGUUCAAUAAUCAAUAGUGACUUCUCUUGGUCUUGGUUGUCUAGCAGUGUUUAGAUUUCUCGAUUUUAUCGACGUGGAAGAAGUCAGCAGACAAGGUAGAUUCUCAAUAGGUCUGUCUUGUUAUAAAAUUUAAGAUGAAUGGUCAACUCUUUCAGUGUAUUGUGAAUACUGAGAUGGAUUCAGAUAUUAAUACUUCUCCAUUUGACCAUGCAAAA